UCUUAUUCUCUACGAAACAUUGUGUUACAGGUGAUUGUGAAAUAAGAAUGUAAACAAAACCUCGUACUAUAGUUAAUAAAACGAAAUUAGAAAAGACUUCGGGAAAGAAAUAUUUAUUUGCUCGACUUCAUGAAAAACCAAAUGGCUCGAGAAAGAAAUAUUCUUAAUUUACAAUUUAAUCAGGAUCAAGGAUGCUUUACAUGUUGUAUGGAAUCUGGCCUUAGGGUAUAUAAUGUAGAACCAUUAGUUGAAAAAGCACAUUUGGAAAAUGAUGUAAUAGGAAGUAUAGCUAUCGCAGAGAUGCUUUGGAGAACAAACAUUAUUGCUAUAGUAGGUGGUGGUACAAGACCAAAGUUUGCAGAAAAUACAGUACUUAUUUAUGAUGAUAUAUCUAAAAAGUUUGUAUUGGAAGUAACAUUUACCAGUCCUAUUAAAGCUGUCAGAUUACGCAGAGACAAAAUGAUAGUAGCGCUUCAACGCGAGGUACAUGUUUUUUCAUUUCCUGUGCCAACACGAAGAUUGUUAACUUUAGAAACAAGAGAUAAUCCAAAGGGAUUAAUUGAAGUUGCUACUUUGGCUACUGCGCAAAAGCAACUUCUUGUUUUUCCUGGCCAUAAACAAGGCAGUAUACAAUUAGUUGAUCUAGGUGCUACAGAAGCUGGAAGUUCUAGCACUCCCGCGACUCUUAUGGCACAUCAGGGUGCAUUGGCUUGUCUCGCAGUUAACAACAGUGGAACUAUGAUUGCAACUGCUUCCAUACAAGGUACUCUAGUUAGAGUAUGGGACAGUAUACAUAGGCACUUGCUGGUAGAAUUGAGAAGAGGCAUAGAUCCUGCUACAGUUUACUGUAUCACGUUCAGUAGAGAUUCUGAAUAUUUAUGUGCCUCUAGUGACAAAGGAACAGUACAUAUAUUUGCAUUGAAAGACACACAAUUAAAUCGCAGAUCUACUUUCUCAAAAAUUUCAUUUUUGGGAAAUUAUAUUGAAAGUCAGUGGGCAAUGGCAACUUUCACAGUACCACCAGAAUGUGCUUGUAUGUGUGCAUUUGGUACAAGGAGUUCUGUAAUAGCUGUUUGUAUGGAUGGGACAUUUCAUAAAUACGUUUUUACCAGUGAUGGAAAUUGUAACCGUGAGGCAUUUGAUGUUUUCUUGGAUGUUUGUGAUCAUGAUGAUUUUUAAUGUAUAUUGUAUAUCAUAUUUAUUCGUUU
This is a messenger RNA of Colletes gigas, 1208 nucleotides long. RefSeq names its product WD repeat domain phosphoinositide-interacting protein 4-like. Gene Ontology annotation, biological process: protein lipidation; protein localization to phagophore assembly site; nucleophagy. Lineage: Eukaryota; Metazoa; Arthropoda; Insecta; Hymenoptera; Colletidae. The record is from RefSeq and is a predicted model, not a curated record. Gene Ontology annotation, molecular function: protein binding; phosphatidylinositol-3-phosphate binding; phosphatidylinositol-3,5-bisphosphate binding. Gene Ontology annotation, cellular component: extrinsic component of membrane; cytosol; phagophore assembly site membrane. Bases 130 to 1179 code for a protein of 349 amino acids. The transcript is spliced from 7 exons.